Adineta ricciae is the source of this 1296-nucleotide messenger RNA. The record is from the annotation of a GenBank genome assembly. Lineage: Eukaryota; Metazoa; Rotifera; Eurotatoria; Adinetida; Adinetidae.
AUGUAUUGUAUUUAUGAAUAUAUUCUCGAUUCUCAAGAACACUUUUUCUAUCAAAUCUAUCCUCAAUCAUUUUACGAUUCUAAUAAUAAUGGAAUUGGUGAUAUAAAUGGCAUUACAUUAAAACUUGACUAUUUAAAGAAUCUUGAUGUUGAUAUUAUUUGGCUCAGUCCUGUGUAUGAUUCUCCAAACUAUGAUAAUGGCUAUGAUAUUCGAGAUUAUUUCAAAAUCAUGACUGAAUUUGGUACCAUGGAUGAUUUCGGUCGAAUGUUAAGUGAAAUGAAACGAUGUGAACUUAAACUUGUGAUGGAUUUGGUAGCGAACCAUUCUAGUGAUGAACAUCCCUGGUUUAUAGACUCAAAAAAGAGUAAAGAUAAUCCUUAUCCGGAUUUCUAUCAUUGGGCACCUGGCAAAGAUGGAAAAGCGCCGAAUGAAUGGGAAGCCGGCUUGGGUAUGAAUGAUACGUAUGAUAUUCUAACUGAUGAAUAUUAUCUUCAUACAUUUACAUCCAAACAACCAGAUCUUAAAUGGGAAAAUCGUAUUGUACGUCAAGAAGUAUACAAGAUCAUUCGUUGGUGGCUCGAUAAAGUUUUAGGUGUCGAUGGACUUCGUAUGAAUGUCAUAAAUUUUAUUUCCAAAGCACCGCGAUAUCCUGAAGGUGAAAUAUAUGGUAAUGCUGAGUAUUCCCAUGGCUCACCAUGUUUCGUCAAUGGACCACAUGUUCAUGAUUAUUUACAAGAAAUGAACGAACAAGUAUUACGUCACUAUAAUAUUGUAACUAUUGGUGAGUGUCCAGGUGCGAAUAUUAUUGAUGCACAUUUAUUCAGUUGUACACAACGUAAAGAAUUGGAUAUGAUUUUUACAUUUGAACAUAUGAGUCUUGAUGGUGGUCGACGUGAUAUGGAAGUGAUACCUAGAAUUGGUGUUAAUCCUAAUUUUAUAGAAGUUAAUGUUGAAGAUGCAUUGAAAGAUCCACGAUCUAUUUAUUAUUAUUAUUAUCAAAAAUUGAUUGAGUUACGUCGUACUAUGCCAAUCAUUGUAUAUGGCAAAUAUGAUAUAUUACAUCAAGAACAUGAACAUAUUUUCAUCUAUCGACGUUACAAUGAAAACUUAAACAAUAAAAUUAUUGUUGCUUGUAAUUUUAGUCAGCAACCGAUGAAAAUUGAUAAUGCUCAACUUAGUGAACGACUUACUAAGUGUGGUCAUUUAUUAAUCAGUAAUUAUGAGAAAAUGGGCAAUUCGAAUUAUCUGGACUUUCGAUCUUAUGAAACAUGGACAAUUGAAAUGAAACAAUCAUAG